This is a messenger RNA of Penicillium daleae, 927 nucleotides long. RefSeq names its product translation initiation factor eIF2 subunit alpha. Gene Ontology annotation, molecular function: RNA binding; translation initiation factor activity; ribosome binding. Bases 1 to 927 code for a protein of 308 amino acids. The transcript is spliced from 4 exons. The record is from RefSeq and is a predicted model, not a curated record. Gene Ontology annotation, cellular component: eukaryotic translation initiation factor 2 complex; multi-eIF complex; eukaryotic 48S preinitiation complex. NCBI's taxonomy places the organism in Eukaryota, Fungi, Ascomycota, Eurotiomycetes, Eurotiales, Aspergillaceae.
AUGUCGUUAACAAAUUGCCGAUUCUACGAGGAUAAGUACCCGGAGGUGGACAGCUAUGUCAUGGUCAAUGUCAAGCAGAUCGCCGAGAUGGGCGCAUACGUGAAGCUGCUCGAAUACGACAACAUCGACGGCAUGAUUCUGCUCUCUGAGCUGUCGCGGAGACGUAUCCGUAGUAUCCAGAAGCUGAUUCGCAUCGGGCGGAAUGAGGUUGUUAUCGUCCUCCGUGUCGAUAAGGAGAAGGGUUAUAUCGAUCUUUCCAAGCGUCGUGUUUCCCCCGAGGAUGUGAUCAAGUGCGAGGAGCGGUACAACAAGAGCAAGGCGGUGCACUCCAUCAUGCGCCACGUCGCUGAGGCGACUCAGACUCCCCUCGAGACCCUCUACCAGCAGAUCGCCUGGCCCUUGAACCGGAAAUACGGCCACUCUCACGAUGCUUUCAAGAUUUCUAUCACUAACCCCGACGUCUGGAACGAGAUCGAGUUCCCCAGCGAGCCCGUGAAGAAGGAGCUGCAGCAGUACAUCAGCAAGAAGCUCACCCCCCACCCUACCAAGGUUCGUGCCGAUAUCGAGGUCACUUGCUUCGGCUACGAGGGUAUCGAUGCCGUCAAGGAGGCUCUUCGCACCGCCGAGGCCAACAACACCCCCGAGAACCAGAUCAAGGUCAAGCUCGUUGCACCCCCUCUCUACGUCCUCACCAACCAGUCUCUCGACAAGAACCAGGGUAUUCAGAUGCUGGAGGUUGCCAUCCAGAACAUCGCUGCCAAGAUCAAGGAGGCUGGUGGUAGCUGCACCGUCAAGAUGGCGCCCAAGGCCGUCACCGAGCACGAUGAUGCUAUCCUCCAGGAGCUUAUGGACAAGCGUGAGCGGGAGAAUAUGGAGGUUAGCGGUGAUGAGAGCGAGUCCGAGAGCGACGAGGGUGUUCCCGCGUAA